Pseudogymnoascus verrucosus is the source of this 2981-nucleotide messenger RNA. RefSeq lists its product as uncharacterized. NCBI's taxonomy places the organism in Eukaryota, Fungi, Ascomycota, Leotiomycetes, Thelebolales, Thelebolaceae. The coding region runs from base 749 to 2764 and encodes 671 amino acids. The record is from RefSeq and is a predicted model, not a curated record. Gene Ontology annotation, biological process: dephosphorylation. The transcript is spliced from 2 exons. Gene Ontology annotation, molecular function: protein tyrosine/serine/threonine phosphatase activity.
UCCAUGAGAGAAUUUCACCACCAGGGCUAAAUAAAUGCUUUGUAUUCCAACGUCAGAAACCACCGGCAGAAUACAAAAAGACGCGGGCGGUCAAGUUCCGUACCCAACCAAUGACGUGAUGCCCCGAAUCCACGAUGUCCCGCCGUUGGGCACAAGCAAACAAUUCUUAUGCACGAGGCACAGGGCGCACAAGUACUAACAACCUCCAACAACCACUGGUGGCCAAGGGAUGAUACAUUUCGAUAAGACAACACUCAAACACUCAUAUUAUAAAUAUUAAGCCAGAUUUACAUUUUGCCUUUUGCCUUUUAAAUACCAUCAUUUCCAGAGAGUUAUAUGUAACUCUUGCCAUGACCUAAGUCUGAUUAAUUGAAUAAUUCCUGUCAAAAUCUUGAGAGCUGGCUGGGCCGAUUUUUAAACAAGGUACCUCUCAGCUGUGUGCGUCACCUCGGCCUGGUCGUAUUUUGUGUGCCCGCGCGACCUGCGCGAUAUCUUGCCCAUAAAUCAACGUGCCUUAUAUACCCGUGUCGGAGCUGCGGAUAAAGGUAACGACCUGGCAGCAGGUUCUCGCUACUCUUUUCCCGGUUGCUCUUUCCAGUGUUGAUAUCGUACCAACUUCCCAAUCGACAACUCGCGCUGAGCAGCUCUAUUACAACAACGAAGCGCCCAAGCAAGCCAAGAACGAGGCUGCAGUCACUUUUCAGCAGCUGAAGUUUCCGCAGGCGGCUGCCAAAGCCGACCAAGCAUCAUGGGGAUACUGCAAAUUACUGGGCUGUGCGGUGCCGCAGGAGUAUUGUGGUAUAUAUGGCGCCUGAGAAACAACAAGAGCAUCGAGGUGCCACAGAGGCGCUCAUCUGUAGCUCCUCAUCCUCCUCCUCAACCCCGGGAGCUUAUUUUAGACGCAGAGGAAUCGGACCCAGGCUUGCUCAGGAAGCAUUCUGAAUUCAAGUCUUUCACAACAAGCCGAUUUACAUAUCCCAACGUUCGAGUCUUCCACCGCAAACAUACGCAAGCCGAGAAAUUACCAAAAGUCCCCGCGCCCCUGCCUCUGCUUGUGUUUAUCCAUGGGUUAGGAGGCUCAGCUGCGCAAUUCCAUCCACUGUUAACAAGCAUGGUUAAUGUCUCAUCAUGCAUCGCCAUCGACUUGCCCGGCUGUGGACGGUCAUCAUUCGAACCAAGGUCAUGGGAUGCCUAUAAGACAGAUGCCCUCGCUGAGCUGCUGGAAGUCAUAAUCGAGGAAUACCGCGAGAAGGAUACGAAGCAGGGCGUCGUCCUGAUCGGACACAGCAUGGGAUGCUCGUUAGCUGCACUUCUUGCAUCAAAGAAUUCGCCGUCUUACAAUGGCCUAUCUGAGCAUGUCGUGGGAUUCAUAGCAAUAUGCCCAAAGGCAGAACCACCGAACGAGCAGCAAACAAAGUUAUUUAAGAGACUUCUAUGGGUGCCUGGGACUAUCUUCGAUCUCUUCCGACGUUGGGACAGGCGUGGAGGGGUCAAUAGUGCGAGUGUUACACGAUUUGUGGGAGAGGCCGCUGGCACAGAGACCAAGGAGUUGCAGCUACGGUUUAAUGCCCAAAGUCGGACACCGGUAUGGAGACGAAUGGCGUCUGGUAGCCUUCCCAGCUACCGCGAUGGCGUAGCGGAGGGCGGGCUGCCAGGCAAAGAAAUCUGGGCUGGCCUCGAUUGUCCGGUUUUUCUCGUUGCUGGCGAAGCCGACCAUGUCACGAAGGCUAAGGAGAUCGCAAUUAUCGAGGGUUUUAUGGGAACAUCCCACCCUGUCCAAAACGACACGGAUGACAGAAGCGAGGCGAUCAACGAUUCUGCCGCGCCUUUUGACUCUUCUAUGAGCCGCGACGAUAGGGCUAGUAUGGACGCAACAUUUGAUGACGAAUUAGGUACUUUUGCAGAUGAGUCGUUCGAGGAUACCGGAUCUAUGACCCCACCGACGCCAGAGAGCCCAGACGACAUUGAAGCCAUCUAUGACGAUUCAGACGCACCACAGAAGGAACUAGGUUCCCUCCCACCGCAGCCGCUUAAACCGAAAAAGGUAUUGAAGACCACGAUACUGCCAGCACCAGCUAACCACGCCCUUCUUUACAUGCCCGCCAGCGUUCGCAUACUCGCUGGUCUCGUGUCCGAUUUCCUUGGAUCUCAUGUGACACAGCGUCUCUCUCUUGGCUGGCAGCUACAGUUCCUUUCCACUUCUGGCAAGUGGGACGUCAAGAACCUAGCUAAGUGGCAAGCCGUUGCACCAGUAUCCGCGCCUAUUGCGGGAAUUUUCCGGGCAAUGAAAACACUAAGGGAAGUGGACGAGAACCACUGCCCUGAAGUGUUUGCGAGGGACUGGAGCAGAUGGGUCAAGGAUGUUGUCGAUAUCAGCCACGAAGCACCAGUUUAUGACCCGCGUGGCUUGGAGAAGGGGGGCAUACGGUAUCACAAGCUGCCCACAGUUUCCAAGAUCCCCCCCACGAGCCAGGAAGUCACUGAGUUCAUCAAUUUCGUUGAUCGAUUGCGAGAGGAGCAGAAAGAGCGAAAGCUGACGAAAGGCUGGGGAGACGAACUUUAUAUUGCGGUCCAUUGCCACUACGGAUUCAAUAGAACUGGCUUCUUCAUCGUGUGCUACCUGAUUGAGAGGGAGGGGUACGAAGUGCAGGAAGCGCUUGACGAGUUUGCGAAGAGGAGACCGAAGGGGAUCAGACAUGCGCAUUUUAUGGACCAGCUUUUUGUGAGGUAUUGUAAGGGUUUGAAGGAGGCGCCUACGUUUUGAUUAAGGAAGGACUUGGACAGCAUAGACUUGCCGGCGUUAAUGGUGUACGAUGAGGGAGGACAUGCAGCUAGGGAUUGUGUUAAUAGAUGGUUAUGAAGAUACCCCGAAGCAAUUCCUGUAUAUUAGGGGUCCUGACAUAGAGUUAUGGAACACGGACGCAGGCAUCCAGCAGGAUAACGAAGCCAAAGCGUACACAAUAAUGAAUUUUAUGACCAAG